Molecule: messenger RNA, 729 nt
Organism: Drosophila innubila
Lineage: Eukaryota; Metazoa; Arthropoda; Insecta; Diptera; Drosophilidae
Product: glycine-rich protein 5
Exons: 2
Coding region: 19-279 (86 amino acids)
Source: RefSeq, a predicted model, not a curated record
AAGUCUGUUCGCUGUACUAUGAAAGUCUCACUUAUGUAUUUGUCUUGCGCCAUGCUAUUGCUGCUCCUGUGCACAACGCAGGCGCAGCCGGUGCCUGGUGACGUUGCAGGUGCCGCCCAAGGUGGCAUUGCAAUGGGCGCCUCAGCGGGCGGAGGCGCUGGAGCUGAGGGUGAGGGAGCUGGUGGGGAGGCGCAGGGUGGAGCUGGUGCUGGCGUGAGUAUGGGUGCCGGAGCAGGUGCUGGUGCUGGAGGCGAAGCACAGGGUGCAGCAAGACGUUAACUAAAAAGAAUCGUUGGCGGCGACGGCGGUGGCGACGUCGACUUGAGGCACUUCCGCUCGAAAUGUCGUGCGUCUAAGUCACAGGUAAAUAUUGCAGUCUCGGGGGUGUGGAAAGUGUCAUCACGGAACUACACGUAGUGCCCAUGAACCAAUAAUUGCGGCAGCACUUCAAUGGAGAGACAACAACAAAUCGCUUGGCAGCUUUAAUACCAUUUAAUGCCGUUUUAUGAAACGCUCCCAACACACCGCCAAAAACAAUUGACGCCGCCGUUGACGUCGUCGUCGUCGUCGUUGCCGCCAUGGCAGUUGACGUUGCCGCCAAUGUUGAUGCCAAUCGCUGCCGUUGUUGAAACCGAAAUAGAAAAUUCAUCAGCAUUUGUUAAAAAUAUCAACCGAAUUUCCACAUAAAUCAAGUGAUCAAUAAAAACUACGGCAAAACACACACAUACA